Coccomyxa subellipsoidea C-169 is the source of this 1605-nucleotide messenger RNA. RefSeq lists its product as hypothetical. The transcript has 7 exons. Bases 139 to 1275 code for a protein of 378 amino acids. Lineage: Eukaryota; Viridiplantae; Chlorophyta; Trebouxiophyceae; Coccomyxaceae. The record is from RefSeq and is a predicted model, not a curated record.
UCCGCUCGCACACAUCUUCUUAUCAGCACCUCGUGGAGUCUUCCGAACCGUUGAAAUCUUGAGCGGGCGCCCGGGUCAGCCCGCGAUAGGAGCCCAGCCCUGGGGUUGUUGUUGCAAAGUUCUAGAAAAGGCGCAAAGAUGCAGCCUUUGCUCCUGCUGCUCGUCCUUGCAGCAGCAGGGAGCUGCCAUGCUGGCUUCAUCUCAAUCCGCUCCCAGGGCCUGCCUCAGGGAGGCACCCUGUAUGUGCUGGGAGGGCAGGCGGACAGCCAGCCGGUCAUGACAGGGAUGCUGUCACGCAUUCAGCUGGCGCCGAUCAAUGUACAGGUCCAGGCAGGCUCUGCCACGCAGGCCUUCUCCAGUGUCUUUACAGACCGCCGCUCAAGCCUCUUUGACAGCGCACUCAGCACCUGGAUGGACCAGCAGCUGGCAGCGCUGGACUCGCUUCAGUCGAUGGUAGACACAUCGCCCACCACGAGGAUGCCCUGCCCGCGCGCAGCUGCCACGGCAGCCGCCGCGCAGGCCAACAUGCCGGAUGUGCUUGCCUACAUGGCGUCAUCGCGCUUUGGGCCUGCUAUGCUCAGCACCAUCGCGCAGCAGUCGAUGGCGGGAGCGGAGGAAGGUGCAGAGGAGGACCUGACCUUCUACGACAGCACUGACCUGGACGAUGCUGACAUGGCGGCUGCUGAGCUGGAAGGCUUUGAUGCCGGUGGCAUGGGCGAAUACACGGCGGCGGUCAUCGCAAAUGGCUAUGCAUCGGAGCAGCCUGACACUCUGGAGAGCGUCGACGGCUUUGUCACUGACGACCGCGGUUUCUACUCGUCCAUGCUGGCGGAGGAUGAUGCUAUGGUUGGGGAGUACCCUGCCUCCCUGGCGCCCGGCCAGAUCAUCAACAAGGACGAUGGCCCCACAUGGUUCUUCGUGUUGGACGACGGAACUGUCAACUGGGGCUUUCUGCUGUUCCUGCUGCUGGCCGCCGCGGUGCUGGGCCUCUGGUUCCACAUCUGCCGCAGCGCCGCGCGGCUCUUCCGGGCGCGCCGCUUGCAGACUACAGAGUCUGCGCAGUUCCUGAGCUCUGCCAAGGCCCCUCUGCUCGCCGACUGGCGCGCCGCCGUGGCCCCGCUCGCCCCCGAGAAGCCCGUUGCGCAGGCCGCCGCCCCCGAGCUGUUCUCACAUGUCGAGGUGGCCAGCGAGCAGGCGCCCAGAGGCACCUUCUUUGCACCCAAGGGGAAUGAGUAUGUCACCAUCGCAUAUGUGCCCCUGAAGGGUGAGCAGUGAGAGCAGCCCAUCGACAGUCUGGUACCUGGAUGCAGUCGGGGGCCAGUUGUGUGUGCAACCAUAUGGACAACAUGCAUGUACUCUCAGAGACAGUGUGAUAUUUUGGUACCAGGCAGAUCGCUUGUUAUGCAACUUCUGAUCAGACGGAUGCAGGAUCUUUGCGGACCUCUCUGAAAAAUACUUGUACAACAGACGCUCCCAUAUUUUAAUAAAGUUGCACUGCAACGCUUUUGGCUAAUCUGUUCACCAGUGAGUCACCAUGUUGUCGGCAUCUCAUGAGUUGAGACAAUGUUAUGUCUGUCCACAAUUGUAAAGUUUCCAUCCCGUUCC